Haliotis rufescens (red abalone) is the source of this 3549-nucleotide messenger RNA. RefSeq names its product DCC-interacting protein 13-alpha-like. Gene Ontology annotation, cellular component: cytoplasm; endosome membrane. Gene Ontology annotation, biological process: signaling. The record is from RefSeq and is a predicted model, not a curated record. The coding region runs from base 113 to 2266 and encodes 717 amino acids. NCBI's taxonomy places the organism in Eukaryota, Metazoa, Mollusca, Gastropoda, Lepetellida, Haliotidae. Gene Ontology annotation, molecular function: protein binding. The transcript has 24 exons.
AGUCGGCGGUAGAAUGUCAUGAAAACUACCGAAGACAGUAAACAACUACGAGAUAUAUUGCUCUCAAAUAAAAGUGCGGUAACAGUGGUCGUCUAACUGUGUCUGUUUCAAAAUGCCGGACAUAGAGAAGUUACACCUCGAAGAGGCACUGGAAGACAGCCCUCAGACACGGAGUCUCCUGUCAGUGUUUGAGAAAGAUGCGAUGAUUCUGAAGAAGUACACCAGCAAUUUGCACAGCUGUUGUCAGAGAGUCAUGUCUGCCCAGAAUGAGCUGUGUGCAGCAACUCAAGCCCUCGCUCAACAGCUCCGAACAUAUGAAGUGCAGAAAUUCCCCCUGGAAAGUGAAAACAGUAUUCUGACGACAACUCUAAAUCAGUUUUCAAGCUACCUUGAUGAUAUCAGUUCCGUGCAGCAGGUGUUAGCGUCUCAGUUCUCGGAGACCAUGAUGUACCCACUCAGCAAGUUCCUCCAGGCUGACAUGGAUGAAAUCAGCACAAUGUUUGAAAUGUUCCAGAUCGCCUCUCAUGAACAUGAGCAGGCUUUGACAAAAUACAUGAAACUGCCCAGCAAGAAAGACAAUGAGAAAGCCCGAGUGGAGACAAAUGAAGACCUUUAUGCAAUGAGGAAAAAGUUCCAUCAGACCUCACUUCACUACUACUCGAGCCUGAACGCAGUGCAGUACAAGCGGCGAUGUUUCCUCCUCGAGCCAAUCAUGGGGUACCUCCAUGCUCAGAGGUCCUUCUUCCAGAUGGGUCAGGAGGCAGUCUGCAAACCAGAGAUCGAAAACUUCCUCACAAACAUAGCAGCAAGUGUUCAGAGUGUUCAUCAGGAAUUGUCAGCCGAAACUCAGAAGACGGUUGAGCUGAUUGACACAAUAGAGAAACAGAGCGCCCACCUCUACAAUGCAGAGCCCCCGAUAGAUAUGCCAUUUAUACCGCCCAACACAGCACUCACUCAGAAGGCAGGAUAUCUCUUUCAACGAAUCAAGCAAGCCCUCAUCACCACUAAAUGGGAUCGAGUGUAUUUCUUCACGCAAGGCGGCAAUCUGAUGAGUCAGGCGAAGGAAGAGGUCAGUAGCGUAGGCUCUGUCGAUUUUGCUGGUAGUCUUGUUAUUGAUCUCAAUGAGGACGGUGUGAUGGCUGAGCCGGCGAAUUCGGACGAUCGCAGAUUUGUGUUUCAAGUUGUCAGUCAAGGCAGCAAGAAAGCUGUUGUUCUUCAAGCAGAAAACUUUAGGGAAAGGGAUGAGUGGAUUGCAACAAUUAACAACAUUGUAAAAGACAGCGGAUAUGUCCGAGGCAAAGCUGCUUCCAAAAAAAAGGAGCAACAAGCCAUGCUGACCAAGACCCAGUCUACAGAUUCGGCUUCAGCUCAAGAGAAAUCAAGUCCUGUUCGUGCCAAUCAUUCCCAAUCAUCAACACCCGCUGCCACCCCGACGGACAAUUUUGUAAUCGACACCCCAAUACAGUUUGACUUGGUGUCACCUUCUGAUGAGAAUCGCCAAGUUACAUCGCCCCAAACCGGUCCGCCAAAGAGAAUCAACCCAUUUGACCAGUCGUCAGUGGAUGUGUUAGACUCUCCUGUGGACAAUGCAGCUUUCUCUCAAGCAUUCACUGUCCGAUUCCUGGGAUCAAUGGAAGUGAAGUCGGACAGAGGGGAACAGCUGGUUCAUGGUACCAUGCGACAGAUACUGGCCGCCCGGGCAAUACACAACGUCUUCAAGAUGACGGAAUCCAGGCUGAUUGUCACCAACGAGUGCAUGAGAUUAAUCGAUCCCUCCAACAACACAAUUCGGGUAGAGUUUUCUCUGCCAGACAUAUCAUUCUGGUCUGUCCAUCAAGACAAUCCCAGGUUGUUUGGGUUUAUAACACGGAAUCGAUCUGAAGGUGGAGGUGUGACGUUCGCCUGUCACGUGUUCGAGAGCAGCAACUCUGCAGAAGAGAUAUGCCAGGCAAUCAGUACAGCAACUAAGAUUGCAUUCCAAGCUAUCAUGGAGAAGAGGAGUGGCAAGAAGCCCUCCAUUAGCAAAGACACAGACAAGAAUAAGGAGAAGUUUGAUGAGACUGAGCGCCUGCUACUUGAGAACAUACAACGAAUGGACGACCAUGACUCAAGCCAACUUCCACUCAGUCCAGAUGGGAAAUUCCUUAUUCUGUCCAAUCCUGACCAAUCACAGGUCGGCCAGAUGUCAUCUGACCCAAACCCACCAAUCACCCAGCCCUCUGGUGAAGGAGAAGCUGAAGUUGAGGGAGCCGAGUCAGAAGCAUGAACAACCACGGCCACCUUGAUUGGCUAACGUAUGCAGCCAUGUUGUAAUUUGAUCUAUUUGAACAAGAUAUCAUUCUGUGAUAGAGACAGUAUUGGAUGCUGACAAUGUAACGAAUCGACACUAUAUUGAAAUGAUAAGGCAACACAUCAAGUUACAAAUCUUUUCCAUUUUCUCUAAGUACAUUAUGUUUAGAUCCUUAUUAACUUCCGGCUGUUUUAAGGGGUUAGAACCUAAUGGUAGCCUCCUAGCCCAGAAUUUAAUUAAAAUCAGAUCUUUAAUCCGAUAUGAUACCUCUCUGUCUGAAGGUCUGAGAACCCCGCCGUAGAAGGUCGCAUCAGGUGGACCAAGUGUGAACUUUGACUGCCCAAUCUAAAUAAAGGAUGCAUGGGUUCUGGAGUCAGUCAGAUGUCUUUUCUGAAUCAGCUUCAUUGCUUUAUUGCCUCAGUUUGAUAAUUUCAGUUGUAUCAAAAGAAAGCCCACUGAGAACACAUGUAGAUGCCAUGGGAUUGAGAAACAGCAGGGUGUGUAGCAUAUCCUAUAUUAUUUACAUUUGGCACUGCUUGUUUGAAAUUUUUUUGAGAUACAGAAAUCUGAUAUGCUGAUCUGAGGGCUUUGCUCACCCAUACUGAAAAUUCAGAAGUUUUUGCUGAUUGUCUGAUGGGCAGGCUCAUCAGAUACAUCCUUCUAUUUUCAGAGUAAGUGAGUGAGUUGGGUUUAACACUGCUUUUAACAUUAUUCCAGUUAUAUCACGGCGUUCUAUUUUCAGAUCUUCAUUUAGUGAGGUAUAUCUAGUGAGCUGGAAUAUUACCUGGCUUGUUUUCAUUUUAAAAUGCAUACUGUAUUAAGUCAGUGUUCGUCACAAUAAAGAACAGAAAACUCAUAUUAUCAGUUUUCAGUGAAGAAAGUAACAAAACAAAUGGCAAGAUCAUGUUCAUGAGGGCUAGGAAAUGAUUCUGACUACUGACCCAUAUGGCUAAUGAAGCUGUGUACUUCUUUCUGAAGCUGUUUUAUUAUUAAUGGUGUGUAUUGUUGCCUACCACACUUACAAACUGUUUCCCUAUCAUGUAUUAGAAGCUUUGUGUUGAAGACUAACUUUACACCACCAUCACUGAUAUGUGGUUCUGUUGAUAACACUAUGAUACUUUCGUUAUCAGAUUUUAGUGUGUUUUGCGUCAGCGAUCCAGUCGAGAAACGAUGACAUCUGACAAGAAUAGUUCGACAACUUAAGCAUCAACCAUUAAAUUUUCUAUGCAGGAAACAAUACAAUUAAACUGUGGAUAAAA